AUGGAUAUAUCGAAUGCAUCCGACGGAGAAGAUCGGCAUGAUGUUGAUGAAGCAACUGAUGAUAAUUUGAAGGAAGAAGAAUCUGUAGAAAUAGAUUUUGAUUUUUAUGAUCCAAAAAAAAUUGAUUUUCAUUCAAUAAAAAAUUUAUUAAAUCAAUUAUUUUCUUCAGAUUCUGAAUUAUUUAAUUUAAGUGAACUAACAGAGUUAAUCAUUGAACAACCUUUGGUGGGCAGUACAGUUAAAGUUGAUGGAUCCGAAUCAGAUCCUUAUGCUAUACUUACUGUGCUUAAUAUGAAAGUACAUAAGGAAAGACAAUGUAUGAAAAGCCUUGUUAAUUAUUUAUUAGAAAAAACAAAAAAAGAUUCUAGAUUAAAUGAUAUUCUUACCAACCUUUUCAAAGAAAAUAAACAUGAUGUUGGUUUAAUUUUGAGCGAAAGACUAAUUAAUAUGCCAGUACAACUUAUUCCUCCAAUGUAUAAAAUGUUAAAGGAAGAAAUUCAAUGGGCUAAUGAAUCAUAUGAAUUUGAGUGGUAUCUUAUUAUUUCUAAAACUUAUAGGGAAGUUGCAUCCACUAUAGAUGAAGAAAUGAAUUUGGAACCUACAAUCUUUUAUUUUCAUGCCGAAGAUGAAAUAAUUGAACAA
Messenger RNA from Diversispora eburnea, 642 nucleotides. Lineage: Eukaryota; Fungi; Glomeromycota; Glomeromycetes; Diversisporales; Diversisporaceae. The record is from the annotation of a GenBank genome assembly.